Molecule: messenger RNA, 837 nt
Organism: Naegleria lovaniensis
Lineage: Eukaryota; Heterolobosea; Eutetramitea; Acrasida; Naegleriidae
Exons: 4
Coding region: 1-837 (278 amino acids)
Biological process (GO): nuclear mRNA surveillance; U4 snRNA 3'-end processing; nuclear polyadenylation-dependent mRNA catabolic process
Cellular component (GO): cytoplasmic exosome (RNase complex); nuclear exosome (RNase complex)
Source: RefSeq, a predicted model, not a curated record
AUGCUUUUUCAACUCAAUGCUGAAGCCUUCCGUAAGGUACAUCCAUUGGAAUUUUACAAGAAAUUUCUUCCAGAAGGAGUUCGUCCCGAUGGAAGAUCACUCAACAUGAUCCGAGAAAGUAUCAUUUCCAGUGGUUCCUUACGAAAUUGCCAAGGCUCUUCUCUCGUAAAAACCGGAAAUACCAGUGUUGUGUGUGGUAUUAAAGCUGAAGUGAUGAUUCCUACGGAAGAAGCUCCUCGGGAUGGACGUGUUGUGAUAGCCUUUGAUUUUCCAUCCGUUUGUGCAGCAGAUAUUACAGGAAAUUGGGAAGAAGUGAAUGAACGAAAAUGUACCAUUCAACAGAGGUUGGCUUCUGUUUUAUAUAAUUGCGAAGUUUUGGAUUUGAGUCAGUUGUGUAUUGAGGAAGGAAAGGCUUCUUGGGUUUUAUAUGCGGAUUUAUAUUGUUUGGAGAAUGAUGGAAAUGUUUUUGAUGCAGCAUUGAUUGCAUUAUUGACUGCUUUGAGAAAUGUAUCUCUUCCAAAAGUUGAAAUUUCUAAAGAUGAAGAAGCCAUUGUAACAGAUGAAAAUGCAAACCUUAAACUUACGCUUAAUCACUAUCCAAUACCGUUAUCUUUUGGACUACUUUCAGACCACAUUUUGGUAGAUCCCACAAGCGAAGAAGAGUCACUUCUUUCGUGGAAGCUCACAGCUGUUUACAAUGAACGUAAAGAAUUAUGUAUGCUUUUCAAGCCUGGAGGCAGCUCUAUAAGUCAAUCCUCCUUAAAGUAUUGCAUGGAGUUGGCCAAAAAGCGAACGGAUAGGAUCAUUUCCAUGAUUAACAAUAGUCUUUCAAAAUAA